Molecule: messenger RNA, 882 nt
Organism: Glycine soja
Lineage: Eukaryota; Viridiplantae; Streptophyta; Magnoliopsida; Fabales; Fabaceae
Exons: 4
Coding region: 1-882 (293 amino acids)
Biological process (GO): meristem maintenance; meristem development
Source: RefSeq, a predicted model, not a curated record
AUGCCGGAUGUUCAGGAUGACCCGAUGGAGGCACCAACUGCUGUAGAGGACAUUCCUGCGGACACACGCGCAGAGCCUGCUGAGGAUGCGCAUGAGGGAUUUCUGGGUGGUACGAGCGACCCAUCCGUCUUGACCCAGUAUGCGGAUCACGUUGCUUGCAGCGUAUGGACGGGAGAGGAACGUCCUGAAUUGAAGCUAUCCUCUCAUGGGAGGAAGGUCCACAGUUUAGGCAGGCUUGUCCCUGCCAUUGAGGGACUUAUUGCUGACACUGGCGAUCGGGGACUUUUGUCCGCGUUUGUGGAGCGGUGGCACCGGGAGACGUUUAGUUUCCAUCUCCUGGUGGGAGAGCUCACCAUCACAUUGGACGACGUCUCCUUUCUUCUUCAUCUUCCCGUUAUUGGCGACUUACACGCAUUUGAGCCCUUGCACGGGGACGAUGCAGUUCAGAUGCUGGUGGACUUGUUGAUGGUCUCUCCAGAGUCUGCUAGGACUGAGACAGUCCAGUGUCGCGGACCGUACGUACGCCUGCAAUGGUGCUGGAUUUACGAGCACUUUCCCUCGGUCGCGGAGUCCACCGCUGAUCAAGACUACGACGAGGCUUCUCCGCUUGCGUGCAGGUGGAUUGCGACAAAGAAGACCGUGAAGAGCAUUCGCACGCCGUCGUACAGGGAGCGCUUGGACCGACUCCGGAUUCCGGAUGUCUGUUGGAUCCCUUAUGGGGAGCAUCGGGAGGCAAAUUUCCCAAAAUGGUUCCCUUUUGCAAACUUAUUCCCCAAAUGGGGUCCUUUUGGAACAAUUUCCGGCAUGGUGCUCUUUUCUACGUGGGCUGCAUGCAUUUUGCAUGCAAAACGCAAGUUCGAAUGGCGACUUCGCGGGCAUUAG